GGAAGAGCUUCACGACUCCGCGGGGGCUUCGUCGCUUGGCCUCAUUUCGCUCGUAGGCCAGAGCAGCGAGGCGCGAAGAUUUCUUCGGCAGGGGCGGACGAAGUGGAAUGCGCAGGUUAGCGGGCGGCAGUGGAUUCGCAAGCUCAGGAGGCUCGAGCAGAAUUGGAAUCUGCGAGCGGUGCGAGAGCAUGCCGUUGAUGUUCUCCGGUUGUGGCCUGCGUGGUUGCGUGCGGAGGGAAUAGCGCACGAGGCGAGGUGGUGGUGCAGGACGGAGCUUUUGAUAUUGCUGUGUCGAGACGGACGGACUGUCGCUCGUGCUAAGGAGAGGGACCUCCUGUUCUGAUCGGGCUCUGCGAGUGUAGACAUCGCAGGCGCCACCUUUCUCAGGCUGCCGAGAUGCUUCCUCUCUCACUUCUGAAGACCGCCCAGGGCCAUCCCAUGCUGGUGGAGCUGAAAAAUGGCGAGACUUACAAUGGCCACUUGGUCAAUUGUGACACCUGGAUGAACAUCCAUCUACGAGAAGUUAUUUGCACCUCAAAGGACGGGGACCGUUUCUGGCGUAUGCCUGAGUGCUACAUUCGUGGAAACACAAUUAAGUACCUUCGAGUGCCAGACGAGGUUAUUGACAAGGUGCAAGAGGAAACCGGGAAACGAGAUCGAAGACCCCAGUUUCCUAGUCGUCCCCGAGGCCGCGGAAGAGGGGAGGAAGGUGCCGGGAGAGCCGGUGGACGAGGUGGACGAGGCUAUCAAGAGGAAGGCAACGAUAGAGCUGGGAGGGGAGCCUCUCGUGGUGGUACUCGAGGUUCAGGAAGAGGUGGUGGUGGUAGGGGUGGAUCUCGCGGACGAGGUUAAUCAACACCAAGAGAGGACAACAGGGAUCAUUAUAUACAAAAACUUCCACAGCUGUGGUUGUCAAUCGGAUGUCCUUCAUGUAGCUGAGGACGCACCUGGUUUUAUAUUUAAGAUCAGAAGUGUUGGAUUUAAGGUGGCUCAUUAGCGACUAGCGUUGCACCUUCAUCUUGUGUACUUCAUGUCCACCGGCUGUCAGGGUGAUGACAUGAUGGUGUAAAGGAAGUGUUAUGACCACCUGAGAGAUGGUUUGUAUUAGCUACUGUGGUUAUGCGAAUGUUGUGACUGAACACGCCCGCAAGUCACGUACCACGCCUGCAUGGAGCAAUGACCCUUUGAAGACUACGCAGCAGCAGUUAUCGUCUGGUUGAGACUCACUACAUGGUAUCUGCCAGUCACGGAAAAUCUGUACAAAUUCGUGACGUCAUGUCAAGUCCACGUUCUCCUACGUGCUGGCUAACGUUAUUCUUUACAGAACUUGAUGAUGUGGACGAAAGGGUCUGCCGAGUUCUGAGGAAGCGUAGACUCCCCAUUCCAGAUGUUCGUCUAGGUCACUUACACAGGAAUAUUUGUAAUUACAAAUCACAGAUAUCUUUUAUCUGUUGUACUUUUUGGAUUAAAGCUACAUUCGCCUUCGGC
Marchantia polymorpha subsp. ruderalis is the source of this 1488-nucleotide messenger RNA. The record is from the annotation of a GenBank genome assembly. Lineage: Eukaryota; Viridiplantae; Streptophyta; Marchantiopsida; Marchantiales; Marchantiaceae.